GUUGGGCUAGAAAUUGUUUCAAUUCAUGGUAGAUAUGUAUCUUUCCUGCGAUCCUGCCUACAACCAAUGCAUCUCUUAUACCUGCGCAAUUCGAAUAGUGUUCUAAGUCAUCAGGGCCGCGCUCGUGCUGGCAGAGGUAAGGUGGGGAUAUCGCAUCAUGACUACAGCUGCACGAGCUGGGACCUGCUGGGGGAUAGUCACGAGGAAAGGCGCAGACACUGGCCCGAAGCGUUGCACACGCAGGCAGGCAGCAGCUCUACGAGUAGGCGCGAGUCACCUUAGGCAUGUCGGAUGCGUUGAGUGGGUUAGUCAAACUCUACUGGAUCUCGUGCGUGAUCCUGCAAGAGCCCAGCACCAGUCUCAUGGCCAAGGUCGGCGUCCAGAGCACGACGUUGCGCAGUGAGAAACUUGGUGUUGGGCGGUUGUCGA
Didymella exigua CBS 183.55 is the source of this 429-nucleotide messenger RNA. RefSeq lists its product as uncharacterized. The record is from RefSeq and is a predicted model, not a curated record. Bases 67 to 282 code for a protein of 71 amino acids. The transcript has 3 exons. Lineage: Eukaryota; Fungi; Ascomycota; Dothideomycetes; Pleosporales; Didymellaceae.